This is a messenger RNA of Symbiodinium sp. CCMP2456, 2226 nucleotides long. The record is from the annotation of a GenBank genome assembly. NCBI's taxonomy places the organism in Eukaryota, Dinophyceae, Suessiales, Symbiodiniaceae.
AUGGCGGACUUUCAGCAGUUUCUGUCCCAUGGGCUGUUGAGGUUCCUCUGCCCCAAAACCUGUACGUCAGUGAUGCGUCUGGAUUUCGAGUGUGCGCGGCACCUGCUCCUCCACGAGCACGGCUUUUUCUCCAUGCAGGCCUCAAUUCCACCAAACGCUCUGUCUCUUGAAGACGUGACGCUCGUGGAAGCAGGCCACUGUGGGUACUGGCAGGAGCUGCAGGCAGUUUUGAAUUCUUAUUCGGUCGGUCUGCCCAUCCCAGGGACACACUCCGUCGCAAGUCUCAUCAAAAUAGCUUCCAUGUCAGGGAAAGAACCUGCGCGAGAUCUAGUUUUCCAGAUGGCUGCCGUAGCAGAGAAAGACCGCGGGAACAGCUUCUUCAAAGCCUGCAGCUAUGAAAAAGCCCUUGCCUCGUACUCCAGGGCGAUGGCAUUGCUUGGCCUGUUAUCGGGAAAGAUUAUUGCUGAUGGUGCGACAGAGGCCUCGGCAAGUUUAGAUUUGUCAGUUUCUCUGUGCAACAAUCGCAGCCUGUGUUUCCUGAAACUGGGCCGCACACUUCCCGCUAUGAAAGAUGCAGAGAAGGCGCUGGAGAUGCUGGGAGGUCAAAGCAAGAACCUCGCGGCUUGGAGCAAGGCCAUGCAUCGGCUCGCAAGUGCCUGCACCAGAGCCGGGCACUUCAAGGAGGCCGGCGCACACCUGGACACCAUCGAGAAAGCUACGCGAAGCCGGGCCGCGACAGCAGAACUCAGGCAGGUGCUGCGGAGUUUGAGAGAAAACUGUUCAGUCGCUUGCUCCGGCCACAAAAACUUGCUGGACCACCUGAAGGAGCGGCGCGCUGGCCUUUUCGAGGCUCUGGAUGCUUCCGAUGUCGAAGAAGCAUGGUUCGUCAUCCGCGAACACUUCGCGAGCUUCCCCCUUCUCUUCCUGCUGGAUAUGCCGGAGCUGCGCCAGCGAUGCCGCAAGCUUCCAGGAAAGAUGCUGAACCUCAUGGCCAUGAUCCAGCGCAGCCAAGACCCUCUGAACCCAUAUACCGGAGGGAAGAUGACAGAGUUCAACGUGGAGAAGCUCCGCUCCAUGAUCGAAGGUGCCUACCUACAAACUGAGAACGAGCGGAAGCGACGGCAGUCGCUGCUGGAGCUAACAAAUUCCACCACAAGGGCAUUCUCAGCCGAGCAGAUUGCUGAGGAGCUGGGCGUUGACUUGGAGGAGCAUCCAGACCAGGAGGAGGUCCAUCAGCAGCUCAUUUUGCUGAUGCGGUGGGUCCUUGCGUACUUGGAGCUGGAUGACUUUCAAUUCGAUGCAGCUCGCGAGUCCUUGCACCGGCUGAUCUUCCACGUCACGGUGCACCCCAAGGCGGCCAAGUAUUUCCCAGACCACAUCAACCGCCUGAAGAGCCCCAUGAGGACGGACUUUAAGAACCCGUAUGUGGGCACCCAGGAGCUGGACAUCGUUCCCUUCCCCAAGUGGUACCUGGCUGAGUUGCUUCAUCUCCUCGCUGUCUGUGAAUGUGGGCGGGGAGACUGGCGUAGCUGUGGCUCCGCCAUCGAGUCUUACUUCGAUCUGGUGCCCAGAAGCUUUCGGGACAGGAACUGCGAGAGCGCCCUGUUCCUCCGCGCAUGGGCAGAGCUGAAGCCUUUGCAGCUCGAACGCAAGGAGGAGUUCCACCGAAUCCGGGAGAAGCGCCUGGAACGCCUGUUGAAGGAGACGACCCCAGUGUGGAAGGAGCUGCAAAGCUUGUACGGGAAGGAUUUCGCUGCCGCCUUCGAGACUGAGACUUGGGUGGAAGCGCGCUUCUACACUGACCUGGGCUUCAGCCUCCCAGGCUCCUUCCAAGACAUCCAAGACCAGCUGCAAAGGCAGCAAGACAAGAUGCCUAGACUCGGUGCAGAUGACCCCUUCAGUUGCAGCCUGGAGAGCUUCGUGGGGAGAGCUCAGGGUGUGACGGUUCGUUUUCGGACGUCCCUGGAGGAGAAGGCCCGGGAGGCGCAAAAGGGCAGAGGCCCCAGCAGCUACGGUGGCUUCAUGGGGCCAGGUGCCUUCGCCAUGCCGGAUGUGGAAAACGAGCUCUACGAGAUGCAGCAGAACCUUUUCGCUUCGGUCAUGGGUGGCUUUGGCAUCAGCGGCCUUGGCAACGCACUGGGAGGCCCCGAAUCAGACUCAGACGGAGAAGUUGAGGAGGAAGAGGAAGAGGAGGAGGAGGAGGAGCACAUGGAGUUGGAAGACUGA